This is a messenger RNA of Plutella xylostella (diamondback moth), 4159 nucleotides long. The record is from RefSeq and is a predicted model, not a curated record. NCBI's taxonomy places the organism in Eukaryota, Metazoa, Arthropoda, Insecta, Lepidoptera, Plutellidae.
GGAAUUCCAGAUUUAAAAUUUGCUCUGUAACUUUUUUUCUGAGUGGCCAGUGUGAUAGUGACUUAGUGAUAGUUUCUGUAGAAAACAAGAUUUGGUUUGUGUUGUAGCAAUACGCGGAUGGCGCGCGAUCAAUCGAUAAUCCAGAAAGCCAAUUAGAACCUAAAACCAUACAACACUAAAUGGACAACACAGACAAAACGCCACACUGCACAGUAAACACAUCCAAUAUUUGACACGAGAAUUCUUAAAGAUAAACUGAAGAGGAAAACUAAAUAAAUGGCCUUUAUGAGUGGGCUGUGGAACUCGAUUAUCGGUGGCGAAAAUGAGAAGGAGGUAGACUGGCCCGAGAUCACCACCGUCUACUUCGACGACUUCAAGAAAUACUUCUCUGUCUCAGAGCGAGACAAACAGGAGACCCCGGUGGUCUACUCCGACGUGCACAAAAUCAAGUUCAACCGAACUGGUCUCGGUUUGGAGUUCACGCCCAUCACAUUCUUGACUAUCUACAACAUUGACACUAGAAAAGCGGAAGUAAAGAUGCCCAGCGGUAGCGUCGACAAGCCAGUCAUCGAGGACAACCGCGAUGGUACCGUCAGCAUCAAGUACGAGCCGAGGGAGGAAGGAGUCCACGAGCUCCUUGUCAAAUACAAUGGAGAACAUGUACAAGGGUCCCCCUACAAGUUCCACGUGGACUCCAUCGCGUCCGGGUUCGUGACGGCGUACGGCCCCGGCCUGCAGAGCGGCGUCAGCGGCGAGCCCAGUCUCUUCAGCAUCAGCACCAAGGGAGCUGGCGCCGGCGGGCUGAGCAUGUCCGUUGAGGGACCUAGCAAGGCUGAGAUAACAUGCCAUGACAACAAGGACGGCACAGUGGCAGUGCAGUACCUGCCCACGGCUCCCGGAGAGUACAAGGUCUCCGUCAGAUUCGCAGACAAACACAUCAAGGGCUCUCCGUACACCGCCAAGGUGACGGGCGAGGGUCGCAAGCGCAACCAGAUCUCGGUGGGCUCGUGCAGCGAGGUCACGCUGCCCGGCAAGAUCACCAACAACGACAUCCGCAGCCUUAACGCCUCCAUCCAGGCGCCCUCCGGCCUCGAGGAACCCUGCUUCCUCAAGCACCUGCCGUCGGGCAACAUCGGCAUCAGCUUCACCCCCCGUGAGGCUGGCCAGCACACCGUGUCCGUGAAGAAGAUGGGCACCCACAUCCAGAACUCACCCUUCAAUAUUACCGUACAGGAUGCUGAGGUUGGAGACGCUAAGAAGGUUCUGGUGGCCGGCGACGCGCUGAAGGAAGGCAAGACUCACGCUGACAACACCUUCACUGUGGACACCAAGAACGCGGGUUACGGAGGACUCUCGCUGUCUAUUGAAGGCCCCAGCAAGGCGGAGAUCCAGUGCGCAGACAGCAAGGACGGCGUGCUCGCCAUCAGCUACAAGCCCACGGAGCCCGGCUACUACAUCGUCAACCUCAAGUUCGCCGACCAUCAUGUGGAGGGGUCUCCUUUCACUGUCAAGGUGUCAGGCGAGGGCAGCAACCGGCAGCGCGAGAAGAUCCAGCGGCAGCGCGAGCAGGCGCCGCUCACCGAGGUCGGCACCAACUGCAAGCUCACCUUCAAGAUGCCAGGCAUCACAUCCUUCGACCUGGCAGCAACCGUCACCAGCCCUGGCGGAGUCUCCGAGGACGCAGAGAUCCAGGAGGUGGAGGACGGGCUCUACUCCGUGCACUUCGUGCCCAAGGAGCUCGGCGUGCACACCGUGUCUGUGAAAUACCGGGAGAUACAUAUUCCUGGCUCCCCCUUCCAGUUCACGGUAGGCCCUCUCCGCGACUCCGGCGCCCACCUGGUGAAGGCUGGAGGCACCGGGCUGGAGCGAGGCGAGGCCGGGCGGUUCAACGAGUUCAACGUGUGGACCCGAGAGGCCGGGGCUGGCCAGCUGGCCAUAUCCCUGGAGGGGCCUAGUAAAGCCGAGAUCGACUUUAAGGACAGGAAGGAUGGGUCUUGCGACGUGUCUUACAAGGUCGAUGAGCCUGGUGAAUACCGCAUCGGGCUCAAGUUCAACGACCAGCACAUCCCGGACUCCCCCUUCAAGGUGUACAUCAGCCCGGCCAUCGGGGACGCGCACCUGCUGGAGGUGGCCCAGUUCCCCGACAGUGCCCAGGUGGAAAAACCAGCCCAGUUCUACAUCCGGCUGAACGGGGCUAAGGGGGAUUUGAAUGCUACGGUUCGUGCGCCAUCCGGCACCACCGACGACUGUUUCAUCCAGAACAUCGACGGAGACCAGUACAGCAUCAGGUUCAUGCCGCGCGAGAACGGCGUCCACAACAUCAACGUGAAGUUCAACGGCGUGCACAUCCCCGCGUCGCCGCUGCGCAUCAAAGUGGGCAAGGACGACGCCGACCCCGCAGCCGUGCACGCGCACGGGCCCGGCCUGGGCGCCGUCAAGACUGGUGUGAAGACAGACCUGAUAAUCGACACGUGCAACGCCGGCGCCGGCAUCCUCGCCGUCACCAUGGACGGGCCCUCCAGGGUCGCCAUGGACUGCACGGAGGUCGAAGAGGGGUACAAGGUCCGCUACACCCCCCUGGCCCCUGGCUUCUACUACAUGAGUGUGAAGUACAACGGCGCCCACAUAGUCGGCUCUCCGUUCAAGAUUGAGGCUACUGGUGGAAACCUAGCCGAGGUAGGCGCUCAGGAGACGUCAUCAGUGACGGUGGAAACCGUCCAGAAGGUUUCCAAGGCAGGCGCCAAGCAGGGUCCGGUGCUGCCUCACUUCAAGUCUGAUGCCACGAAGGUCACCAGCAAGGGCAUGGGGCUGAAGAAGGCCUAUCUCAACAAGCACAACCAGUUCUCUGUCCAUUGCGGUGAUGCUGGCACCAACAUCCUGUUCGUGGGUAUCUACGGACCCAAAGGCCCUUGCGAUGAGGUCCAAGUGAAGCACAAGGGUCGCCACAACUACGAGUGUUCCUACGUGGUCAGAGACAGGGGGGACUACAUCGUCAUCGUCAAAUGGGGAGAGGACCAUAUUCCCGGAUCUCCUUACAAGGUUGACGUUUAAAAUGUUUAAAACCUUUUGGUGGCAGCGGUCGCAAAAUUUUUAGUGUAGAACUUUUUAAAUAUUUGAAAUUAGAAUUUGGUUCUGGUUCCGCUGAGCGUUAGGUAUUUUUGUGUUUAAAAUUGGAAUGGGAAGAAAAAGUUAUUUAUAAACACGAAUUAGGUUUAGAUGCUUAAUUUAAAAAAAAAGGUUUUAGAGCUCUUGACAAGUUUCUUUGCUUUAUUUUCAUUCAUUUGUUUGAUCGCUGCUGCUACUGUAUGUUUCUACUUAUUGAUUUUUGUAUUUAUCGCACAAGAUUUAGAUCACAAAAAGACAUCGCACUUGGAUUUUUAUAUAACUUUUUACUAAAUAUGAUCUCUGUAGAAAAGAACACAUUUUUAUGAAAAAUAUUCUUUUUGUGAUCCAAAGUAUAGUUUUAAGUUUUUUUUUAUAUUUGACUUGUGUUUGUUAUUCCCUUUUUAAACAUCUAUUUAAUCUAUUAUUUUUUAUGUAUUAUCUAAUUUAAUAUCUUUGGAUAUAUCUCAUAACUUAUUAGGUAUAAGUAAAUGAAAAUUUUAAACCUCAGAAAUGUUGUACCAAAGAGUUUUUAAAUAAGUCACUUUUAUAUGUUUCUCAUUUAGCUAUAGGGCGACUAAAUGACAAAGCAUAUAAAAUUAUGAAUCAAUUUAAGUAUUCCCCAUUUAAUUUUAAGAUUUGUAAAAACGCAUCUUAUUUUUCAAGAAGUCUUGGAUAUUUUACAGUUUAGGGAACGUUUGUUCUUUUCCCACUUUUUGUACAAAAAGUGCGUUAAAAACGAAUCUGCUUGAUUUUCAAGGAGCAACACAUUUUAAACCACAGGUUUUUCUAUCACAAUAAUAACAAAAAAAACUCUGCUUUUAAAUGUGCGGUAAAGCUCAUCUAUCAAAUAAAUUGCGUUUUUACAUUAUAAAAAUAGUUACAUAAUAUAUUAUUUUAAGUACUUAUUAUGCUUCGGGUUUGUAUGGUUUGUGCAGUAUGAUUUUUUACCUACGUAGGUAGAAUGACCCCAUGUUUAUUGUAAAUAUCUAUAUUAAGUUUAAAUUAAUGUUUAAUAUAUUCUGCGACUGUUAACUAAAAUAAAGGUGAAAACUUC